ACUAAUUUAAUAUUUCUAGAAUAUGAAAUCUGAAGAUGAAAGAAAGGACGGGGGAAAAGGUAACAUAAACCCUAGACCCUGGAGACGCCUCAGCUGAACUGAAUUGCGAUAAAGAAAGCGAAAUAUGCAUUCAUAAAAAGCUUAAUUUUCUGUAUUCUGCAAAAUUUUGUGUAGAGGAAGAGAGAGAGAGAUGGCAUACAGUAGACAAAGGGAUUUUAUGUUCUGUGAAAUGUGUGGAACAAUGCUUACUUUUGAGUCAGCUAAGUAUGCUCACUGCCCCUUAUGCAAAUUCAAGAAACGUGUCAAAGAGAUUGCUGGAAACGAGAUACGGUAUACCGUUUCUGCUGAGACUAUUAGAAGGGAAUUGGGCAUAUCUUCAUUUGAUGAUCUUGAAGAAGAGAAGGAACUAAAGCAAAUGGAUUAUAAUGCAAAAUGUAAGGCUUGUCAGCAUUUAGGCAUGUCAUACGUAGCCAGACAGAUUAGAUCUGCUGAUGAAGGGCAAACUAUCUUCUAUACAUGCCUUGUUUGUGGAAAUAAACAAACUGAGAACUCAUGAAAACACAGUUAUGUACGCAUGCUUGGUGAAUGGGAUCUGUUUUUAGUCUGUUGGUCCUCCAGAUUUUGCUAGAGCUCAUUACAAAUAUUAUUGCCUGUACCUGUAUGCUUGGAAACACAUGUAAAACUCCUACAUUGUCUUGGAGUUCGGGAAAUAGGAUCUUAGUUUUCCCAGCUCCAACCAUUGUGGCCGAUGUGAUCGUUUUAGGUUAUUUUGCAACAAGAAUAUGAGAAGUAAUUAAGAACCAAAGUGAAACGACAUGUGUAGGAUUCUUCUAUGAAUUGAUCUCGGCAAAGCUUCAAAAUGCCCACUCUA
This is a messenger RNA of Capsicum annuum, 871 nucleotides long. Its product is annotated as DNA-directed RNA polymerase I subunit RPA12. Gene Ontology annotation, biological process: termination of RNA polymerase I transcription; DNA-templated transcription. Gene Ontology annotation, cellular component: RNA polymerase I complex. The record is from RefSeq and is a predicted model, not a curated record. The transcript has 5 exons. Gene Ontology annotation, molecular function: nucleic acid binding; DNA-directed RNA polymerase activity; zinc ion binding. NCBI's taxonomy places the organism in Eukaryota, Viridiplantae, Streptophyta, Magnoliopsida, Solanales, Solanaceae. Bases 191 to 556 code for a protein of 121 amino acids.